Molecule: messenger RNA, 5154 nt
Organism: Alosa sapidissima (American shad)
Lineage: Eukaryota; Metazoa; Chordata; Actinopteri; Clupeiformes; Clupeidae
Gene: bltp3b
Product: UHRF1 binding protein 1-like
Source: RefSeq, a predicted model, not a curated record
GACAGUGCUUCGCGUCGCGUCGCGUCUCCAGGUGAUCAGCUCUAUGCACUCUUGCAUAGAGCGGCUAUGCGGUCUGGCACUGUCUGUCGGCAAACAUACAGUGUUUCACUUAUAGGAAAUGUCAAAUAAACCAGCGUCUGUUGUUUUAAUGGAAAGAGGCGAGUCCUGUUCUAGGGACGACUGACGAAAAUGAACGGAAUAGAUAAUUUGACCCGCAUUUGAGGAUAAAUCAUUCAUGCGGUCAUGGCUGGGCUGAUCAAGAAACAGAUCUUGAAACAUCUCUCCAGGUUUGCCAAGAACCUGUCCCCGGAUAAGAUCAAUCUGAGCACGCUCAAAGGGGAGGGUCAGCUGACCAACCUGGAGCUAGAUGAGGAGGUGCUGCAGAACAUGCUGGACCUGCCCACCUGGCUGGCCAUCAACAAGGUCUUCUGCAACAAGGCCGCCAUACGGAUCCCAUGGACCAAGCUGAAGACUCAUCCCAUAAGCUUGUCGUUGGAUAAGGUGGUGAUGGAGAUGAGCACCUGUGACGAGCCCCGCCCACCAAAUGGUCCGUCUCCCAUAGCAACAGCAUCAGGUCAAAGUGAAUAUGGUUUUGCGGAGAAGGUGGUGGAGGGCAUCUCUCUGUCCAUCAACUCCAUAGUGAUCCGGAUCAGUGCCAAGGCCUUCAACGCCUCCUUCGAGCUCUCCCAGCUACAGGUGUACAGCGUCAACACCAGCUGGGCCCAGAGCGACCUGAGAUUCACCAGGAUACAGGACCCAACCCGCGGGGAGAUGCUGACCUUUAAGGAGGUGAGCUGGCAGAUGAUCCGCAUCGAGGCGGACGCCAUCCAGAGCAGCGAGCAUGAGGUCCUGAGCGCGCCCAUCAGGCUCAUCACCAACCAAUCGAAGAUCCGAGUCACGCUCAAGAGACGGGUGAAGGACUGUAACGUGGUGGCUUCGAAGCUGAUUCUGAUCCUGGACGACCUGCUGUGGGUUCUGACGGACUCCCAGCUGAAGGCCAUGGUCCAGUACGCCAAGUCCCUGAGUGAAGCCAUGGAGAAGUCAACCCAGCAGCGCAAGAGCAUGGCCUCAGAGAACUCCGAGGUCGCAUCGCCGCCCCCUACAGCCCAGCAGGUGCGCGCGCAGCAGAGCUCGGCAGCAGCGGACCAGAACGCCACCAUGGCCCGCCUCUUCGCGCGUACGACGGUGUGCGAGACCUCGCACCACCUGCAGAUCACACACCUGGACCUACACAUCUGCGAUGACAUCCACACCAAGGACAGAGUGAUGAAUAAGGGCAUUACGGGCGGAGCCAUGCAGCUCUCCUUCAGCUCCAUCACCCUGGACUACUACCCCUUCCACAGGGCAGGCGAGAGCUGUCUGCACUGGAUGCACUACAGUGAGGCGACGAAGACGCGCGAGGGCUGGGCCCGCAACCUCCUCGAGGAGUUCCGCACCAACGUGGACCUGCUCAAGACCGCCCUCAAGGACCACCAGAGCACCAGCGACCAAUCACAGCGCUCCCCACAGCAUGGGAAAAUCUCCACCAGCUCCAGCACCAGCUUCUCUCCUCCACCCACGCCCCGCACCCAGCUCAUGUCCAGCUCCUUCGUCCUGCGCAUGGCCGACUUCAGCAUCUACCAGGUGUCCACUGCAGACCAGCGGCGCUCCAGCCCCAAGGCCAUGAUCUCCUGCAAUAAGAAGUCCCUGUACCUGCCGCAGGAGAUGCCCGCCAUCCACGCCGAGCUCACCGAGUACUACUUCCCCGAUGGCAAGGACUACCCCAUCCCGUGCCCUAACCUGUACGUCCAGCUGAAUGCGCUGCAGCUGGUGGUGGACCCGCGCAGCCUGGUGUGGCUCAACGUGUUUGCGCUGGACCUGCGUCAGAGCCUGGAGCAGUUCAUGCAGCUCUACAAGCUCAACGACUCGCAGAAGCCCGACGAGCACGUGGACAUCAGGGUGGACGGACUCAUGCUCAAGCUGGUGAUCCCAGCUGAGCUGGACCCCGACACCCCUCCGGAGCUCCCGCGGCAGCUGGCGGUGCAGACGUCCGAGAUGGUGGCCACCAACACGCGCCACUCGCCCCCCUGCACCCGCUCCAGCCUGGAGGCCCUGCUGCAGGCCUUCCAGGAGGAGUCCUUCUUCACCUCCUCUUCCUCCUCCUCUUCUUCCUCCUCUUCCUCCUCCUCCUCCUCCAAUCCCCUCUUCCCGCGUUCGUCCGACGCCUUCCGCGUCCUGCACUCGGUCUUCCAGCGGCACGCGCACGAGCGCGACACGCGCCUCCACGAGGUCUACCGCCGGGAGGUGGCGCCCUCGCUGUCGGCCGACGCGCUCAAGGCGCCGGCCGCCACCGACGUGUGGGCCGUCAACUUCUCGCAGUUCUGGGCCGACUUCGAGGGCGCGCGGUCGGCGCGCGCCGGGUCCGGCUCGGGCUCGGGCCGCAGCCGGCCCACGCCCUUCGUGGACUCUUUCCCGCUGGCCAUGUGGGUGUGCCAGCCGGCGCGCCACGCCCAGCACACGCAGAGGCUCAAGGCCGCCGCCGCGGCGAUGGCCUCCGACCCCGCCGACCCGGCGCGCCUGCAGCGGAAGCGGAUGCUCAAGGAGUACUACAGCAUGGAGGCCGCUGCUUCGGCGUCGCCGGGCAACGCAGCAUCAGCACCCUCAUCCUCCUCCUCGCCUGGCAACGGCCUGCGUAAGCCAUGUUCGCUGGACAGUCUCGGAGCAGACUCGUCCUCAUCCUCCUCCUCCUCCUCCUCUUCCUCCUCCUCGCCUGCGCAGCCGGACGUGCAGGUGCUGGUGCAGGUGCAGAAGGCCGUGAGCGCGCAGCUCAACCACCCGCAGUACGUCUUCCUCAUGCGCCUCCAGCGCACCAUGAAGCAGCUGCAGCAGACCCUGCAGCAGGACAUGGAGCGCAUCCGCAGCAGCGCCAACGCCAGCGCCGGCGCCACCCACAGGCAGAGCACGCAACAGCAGGAGCAGGGUGACCCGUCCCCAUUCAGCAUGUGUGUGGGCGUUCUGAUGAAGAGUGCCGAAGUGUCUCUGCUCCUGAAGCCCGUGCCUGACCCCAACCCCCCCAGCACGGGUGCGGCCAGCCCGCUCGGCUCCGACCUCUCGCCCUCCGACAGCCGCGGCAGCAUCGAGGGGGCGGACAGGCCUUCGAACGGGGCGUCGGCGGCCAAGCCCUCCUCCUGCACGGUGGAGCAGCUCCUCUGCGCACCGGCCAGCGACGGAAUGCAGGCGCCUCUCCUCCCUCCUCCUCCUCCUCAGCCUUCAUCGUCCUCCACCUCGCCGGCGGGCAGGAAGGCCUCGCUGGAGGAGCGGCGGACGAGCCUCGGAGCCACCGUGAGGCGCUCCAGCGCAGAGGACCAGAGAGAGGCGGCCAUGGAGCCCGUGCUGGAGGGUCAGGGGCCCGCGGCUGAGGGCAAGGCCCAGCAGGGUGAACCCUCAGGGGACACGCUGGGGCCACUGGACCCCCUGAGUGACCCGCUCUCCAAGGACUGGAACGAGAACAAGGACAAAGGCCGUAUGCCCCAGUCCAUGUCCAGUGGCAGGCUGAUGAGGGAUCGAUCCCAAUCCAGUUUCGCCGUGUCGUACAAGAACAUGAAGAAGAGUCCAUCUCUCCAGUCGCUGGACAACAUCUCCAUAGACAGCUACAUGAUGGAGGAUGGCGACGCCUACAGCCUGUUGGAGAGAGAUGAUGUGUCCAUGUCGGGCUUCAAAGACGCUUUGAGCGAGCACAGCACAGCGGAGAGUGCCAGCGAGGCGAUGGUGCCCGCUGCAGAUGGCGGCGUCUCGCCUGAUGCCGUCAGUGCCACCUCGCAGAGCAUCGAUGAGCCCACCAAAGACUUGGUGUCGGUUCUGGUUCUGAAGGUGAACUCGGUGUGCGGUUCUCUGGACGUGCGGGGGGAGAACACGGCGGUGGCUCUGGAGGUCGGGCAGGUGCGGCCCAAUCAGCUGGGCAACGUCAGCCUGAGGCAGUAUCUCAGUAACCGCAGCCUCGGGUUUGUUUCUUCGUCAGCAGUACCUGUGACUGCUGAAGCAAGAAGAGGUUCCGGUUCCGAGGCCAACUCCGGGCAGGGUCGGUCACGGCCGGAGGUGCAGGUGCGUCUGGAGUCCGGUCCGAGCGCCGCCGCCCACUCGCCGCUGUCCGAGCACAACGGCUUCCUGCAGUGCCGUCUGCACGCGCUCAGUGCCGACCUGCUCAUGUCCACGCUACAGAACCUGGGUCACUUCACGGAGGACAGCUCCGAGUCACAGGUGUUGCCCAUGGAGAUCAGCGUCAAGGACAUCCACGUCAACCUGAAGGAUGACGGUCCUCGUGAGAACCCGUCAGACCCUGAACCGACGCCCAUCGCUCUGCACAUUGACAACCUGCUCAUCCAUCGUAAAGAUGACGGCUCCUUCAGCAUCGGACUGAAUCGUACUGCAGAGACAGCUCCUCCGAAAACAGCCCCUUUGAUUGACAGCAAGCUAAGCUCUGUCCCUGAGCUUCCCGUGGGUGUGCCCAGUGAACAGAAAGCCACUCAGACCAAUCCCAUGUCUCCUACUAGCUACGCCCCUUCCAAUACAGAAAAGAUGCUAAUUGACGAAAACGAGUGCUUGAAACUGGAGCUCUCCAGAGCCAAGAUGGCGUUGGCAGAGGCCCAGAUGGAGAAGGACUCCUUGCUGCACCACAUGAAGAACAUGAAACUAGCAUCCGGAGGAGGCACCAGCUAGUGACUUGUGUUGAGGUCGGGGACGGGUUUGGGGUGGAGAUUGCAAAGCUUGUGUGGGUGCCGACCAGCACCGGCAACCCGGGGGACGUGAGUGAGAGAGAGAGAGAGAGAGAGAGAGAGAGAGAACCGGUUCCAACCAUCGGGACCGAGGCAGAACUUUCAGGCCCGCCCCCCGUCUGUUGCGGUCAUCGGUCUACACUCUGAGCCAGACUGGUCCGUGUAUCUGCUGGGUGGUUCUGUGUGUUUCACCCUAGAAGAAAAGAAACCAGGGGGGAGAUGGUUGGUGCUGCACUGUCCCAUCUGGCCCUGUGCUCUCCCAGAGGAGUGCCGUCUGCUGCCCCCUAUGGGUCCCCACAAGUAGUACUUAAUUUGGACACUUGAUUUUGUUCUUUUUUUUUCUGUGGUAGUAUUUGCAGUUUGUGAGCUUUUAUUUCUCCUGCUGUACAGUAGGGGGAAGGGA